Fulvia fulva is the source of this 957-nucleotide messenger RNA. RefSeq lists its product as uncharacterized. The coding region runs from base 1 to 957 and encodes 318 amino acids. NCBI's taxonomy places the organism in Eukaryota, Fungi, Ascomycota, Dothideomycetes, Mycosphaerellales, Mycosphaerellaceae. The transcript has 2 exons. The record is from RefSeq and is a predicted model, not a curated record. Gene Ontology annotation, molecular function: oxidoreductase activity, acting on the CH-OH group of donors, NAD or NADP as acceptor; NADP binding.
AUGGCUCGUGCAACGGUAGCCAUCAUCGGCAUUGGUGAUAUGGGUGCUGGCGUAGCAGCAUUGCUGAUCGCACACGGCUAUGCUGUCAUCGCUAACGUGUCGGACAGAAGUCCAGCUACUCAAGAGCGGGCCAGAUCGAAUCACAUAUCACUGGUUCGAAGUGAUGGCGAGCUUUGUGAACAGGCCGACUACGUUUUGUCGAUCGUACCGCCCAAGGAAGCCGUACCAACAGCUGUACGAAUCAUGGACAUCACCAGCGACCCAGACUUCCAAAGGCGUGAGAGCCCGCUCUACUACCUUGAACUGAAUGCCAUCAGCCCUAGCUCCGCACGACAGGUCGAUCAGCUGUUCACAAGCUGCGGCAACCUACGUUACAUUGACGGCGGAAUCAUUGGGGGUCCACCCAGCCUCAAGCAAGAUGGCACUUGGAGCAGCCCUAGCAUCCCUCUGUCGGGUCCGCAUGGCCUGGCUGAUGCGCCAUCCAGCGGAAAGCAUCUAUCCAAUGUUCUAAACGCCAAGCAUAUCAACGAGGUCAUUGGCUCUGCUUCCGGACUGAAGAUGUGUUUUGCAACUCUGUCCAAAGGCUUCACAGCCCUGGCCAUUCUAUCAUUCACCACUGCCCGUAGCCUUGGUGUGCUUGAGGAGCUGCAGAGUCAUCUCGACGAGCACAGUCCGGGUGUACGAAGUAGAGCAGAAAGGGGCCUUGUCAGUAUGCCUCCGAAAGCAUAUCGAUGGGUCAAUGAAAUGGAACAGAUCGCCGAGACCUUCGAGGCGGAUGGUGGUUUUCUGGGGGAUGAGUCAAUUUUCCGAAGUAUAGCGCAGGUAUACGAACUAGUAGCAAAUGAAACCGAACUUGGUGAGGAGGUAACAGAGGCUCGACAGCAAGGCACAACGGCAGACGACGUGGCUAGGCUGAUGGUCGAGGGUAAUGAACGUCGGAAAGUCAAGAAGGAUUAG